Molecule: messenger RNA, 1632 nt
Organism: Morone saxatilis (striped sea-bass)
Lineage: Eukaryota; Metazoa; Chordata; Actinopteri; Moronidae
Product: 5-hydroxytryptamine receptor 1D
Exons: 3
Coding region: 1-1632 (543 amino acids)
Biological process (GO): G protein-coupled receptor signaling pathway
Cellular component (GO): membrane
Molecular function (GO): G protein-coupled receptor activity
Source: RefSeq, a predicted model, not a curated record
AUGGAUGACCUGGGGGGCUCCUGGUCGUCUCUGCAGGCGGCAGCACCGGCCAACGCGAGCCGGACGGAGGGCGCGGGGCUCGGUCUGUCCGGGCAGGCCCAGCUGGUCCUGGAGAUCCUCAUGGUGCUGAUGUGUUUGGGCGCUGUGACAGGUAAUAUUCUUGUCAUUGUUAUUGUGGCUGCCAACAAGACUUUCCACUCGGUGACGUCAGUGCUGAUCAUGAACCUGGCCAUCAGUGACCUCCUGGUGGGCGUCGGAGUGAUGCCCUUUGUUGCUUUAUCCAUCAUGAACCGUGGAUGGGUGGAUUGCACUGACCUCUGUCUGUACGUGGGUUACACCUCCUCUGUGUACUGUACAGCUUCUGUGCUGACAUUAGCUGCUAUUGCUCUCGACCGCUACCACUCCAUCAUUGACUGCCUGCGUUACAGCGCCCGUUGCACCCUGUGGAGGACCUGUGCUGUGGUCCUGUGGAUCUGGCUGCAGGCUCUGGCCACCAGUUGCCCUCCCCUGCUGGGCUGGAGCUCAGUCAGCUAUGUUGGUCCCAUGUACAGCUGUGCAGUCAACUGGGCCAGCAGUCCCAGCUACACAGCGUUCAUGGCUGCCCUCUCCUACCUCAUACCGGCAGUGGUCAUCCUCUUCUGCUACGUGAACAUCGUCAAGGUGGCCCGCAGCCAUGCCAGAAGGAUUCAUACAUUGGAGGACUCUGUCCAGCGCAGCAGGAAUUCAAGCUCUGCCUUCACUCCUGGUGAUUCAUCUCACCAGCACUAUGAGAGCCUCCAUGGCCCCUCGAGACUGAUAUAUCAUGUAAGUGGACAGUUUGUGUCUGAGGUCAGUAGAGAAGAAGGGAAUUAUAUCAGCCCUGCUCUCCCUGAUUCCACCACAGAGCAGAAUAACUCAUCAUCCAGACGUUUGUUCUCCUUCCUGGCUCACAGUGCCUCCCAGCCACCCAUGCAGAGCUCCCAGCAGCACCACAGCCACCAUGGAGUGGUGCGUCUCUUCCUGGUCAUCUCAGCCUUCUUCCUCUGCUGGACACCUUACAUAGGUGUGGCCCUGGUUCAGGCCACAGAAACUGCAAUCUCAGGCCAAUCCAGCCUCGUCCCACCCUCUGCUGUUACCUUUUCAUACUGGCUGGUGUUGUUGAACUCUGACAUCAAUCCACUACUGUAUGCUCUGCUUAGCAAGCGUUUCCAGGGCGCUCUACAGGGACUGAGGCAGAAAAUAAGAGCGCGCCUGGGGAGUGUGGUGGGCAGGGGAGGGGAGGUCAGAGCAGGGGGAGACGAUGGCAGAAGCAGCGACCCCUACACUCUGACCAUCACUCAUCCUGGUCCGCCUUCCAGCUCUGAGACUUCAACCUGUGAUGAUGCCAAGUGUUCCUCCUCUAUUUUUACUGUUAGCGCUGACUUCAAACACAAUUCAGAGGAUCUAUGCAAAGUGUGUCGCCAUGAAAAUACCUCCCCGUCCUCCUCUGUGUGGCAAGAUGCUGCUGUUGGGGAUAGGAGGGUGGACUGCCUGCAUGUCCCCUCUCGGCCACAAGGGGGCAGCAGACUACCUUUCUCUGCUCUGACCAAGGAGCGCCAGGCCACUUUCUUCUACGGCCAGGUAACAGUGAGAGUAGAGCAUGAUGUUUGUUAA